This is a messenger RNA of Polistes canadensis, 2771 nucleotides long. RefSeq names its product nuclear pore complex protein NUP98A-like. Gene Ontology annotation, molecular function: metal ion binding. The transcript has 6 exons. Bases 608 to 2500 code for a protein of 630 amino acids. The record is from RefSeq and is a predicted model, not a curated record. NCBI's taxonomy places the organism in Eukaryota, Metazoa, Arthropoda, Insecta, Hymenoptera, Vespidae.
AUAUAUGACAUAUGUUAUUACUAAAAGAAUGCAACAAUAUCUCUAUUUUUCUUCCUUUUAUUCAAACAUAUAACCACGAAGCAUAUAUGUAAGAAGAACGAAUGCGAUACGCGUUCUCAUCGAAUUUGUGUCGUUGAACAUCAGGAAACGUCGGGUACGAUAAUUCUCCACAAGGGCGGCGAUGAUGUUCGGAAGUUUAGAUGUGUGUAUGUGUGUUUUGUUAUUUGUUUUGUGUGUGUGUGUGUGUGUGGUACAACUAUAUAUAUUUGAAAAAUCUGACCCAUCGAAUCGACGCGCUCUCUAGUGCAAUAGAAAUCAUCUUUUCAUAUUGCAUAUACGUAGACACAUUUAUAACACUGCGUUCGUUCUCCUUGUAUAUAGUUUCAUGCAUAUAACCACAUGCAUUAUUCAUGAAUUAUAACCUUACUUAUUAAUAAUAUUAUAUUAAUAGCUUUUAAUGCGUGAGAUAAAAAGUGUGAAAGUUUGGAUGUAAGAGGGAAUGAGAUAGAGAUUGAAUAAUGUAAACAGUAAAAUAGUAAUAGAGUGUUUUACGGCGAGACAAAGACCGAAGAAGACAGUUAUCCUCUAGUAGUCAAGCAGCGAUGAUAUGAUGCCAGCCUGUAAGUUUUAUCGCCAAGGCAAUUGUCGUAAUGGACAAUAUUGUCAAUAUGAACAUUAUAGUAGCUUUGUAAAUGUUAACAAUAUCAAUGAUGAGAAUAAGACAGCGGUUGUUAUUGCACGCGAAGUACUUUGUGCAGAGAUGGGUGGCCAAUGGUUAUUAUCAUGUUUUGCACCAUUCAGAGAUCGACCUACUAUACCUGGCAUGGAGGAUGUGUCACCUGAAGAAGUUAGAUGGGAAAUGUAUCAAGCACAAAAAAAUGGUGUCGUUGAACAGGCAAAACUUCGCUUUCAACAACUAUGUCAGGAUAUGCAAACAAAACGUGAAGCUUUAAAAUAUCCUACGCAAGAAACUUUAGAAAUGUUGAAAAAACUUUUAGGUAAUAGAUUUAACAAUGGAACAUCAGAUAUGUCAAACUUCUCUUUUGCAAAUUCACAAAUGUUAAUUAAUAUUAGUACAACUACUAAUGUGUUUGGUACUGAAACAUUUGUUAAUCAAAAUAAUACAUUUGGUCAAGGUUUUGGUUCAGUGAAUAAUAAUCCAUCUCCAUUUACAAGAACGAACAAUUCAGUAUCUUUGUUUGGUGCUAGUUCAACUUUUGGUAACAACGCAUUGACAUUUCCUAAUGUAACUAAUUCAAAUUCAGUAUUUGGUGGUACUACGAAUACUCCUGUAUUUGGUAAUGGACAAAAUAAUCAAGCAUUUGGUACAGUUGCGAACAAUUCUAUUUUUGGUGCUGCAACAUCGCAAGCAAUAUUUGGCCAACCUAGCAAUUUUGGUACUACCACUCAAACCACUAAUGUUUUUGCCAGACCAAGUACAUCACAGCAGACAACAACUUCAGUAUUUGAUAGUGGAACAGUAGUACCUUCCAAUUCUUUAUUUUAUACGCCUCAAUCAAAUACAUCCUUGUUUGGUGAAAAUAAACCAUCUACCAAUGGUCCAUUUGGAGAAUCUUCUGCUAUACAAACAUCAAAUUCUAUCUUUGGAGGAUCAACUACAUCAUCAGGAAAUAUGUCUACUAAUUCAACAAGUAUUUUUGGACAGUCAAAGACUACUACAGUAUUUGGAGGUACACCAGCAUUUGGAGCAAAUGCUGGAUCAUUUACAAACAAUUCUAGUCCAUCUAUUUUUGGAGGUCAAACAUUUAACAAAGAUACACAAGUGCCUAGUGAUAACAUUUUCGGUAGAUUUAUUGCCUCAUCGAACUUUGUUCCUGCGAGUCAAGGAACUAAUGUUUUUAAUGUUACAAAAACUACAAGUAAUGUAGGCAAUUUUGGAGUUCCUCAGAAUGCUUUAGCUGUUAUGCCAGCAACAAAUACAGCUUCAUUUGCCUCGGCAGCAACAACGACCAGUGUUGCGCCUUUCGGUACAGUAAACUCGCAAACUGAUACUAAAAGUACAACAUAUGCCAUUGCAAGGCCAACAUUUGGUAUAACAAAUGCAACCAAUCCAUUAAGCAACACAGUUACUUCAUCUACCAUGCCAUUUGGAGUUACAACAGGAACAAGCUUUAAUGGUAAUACAAAUAUAACAUCAUCACCUUUUAUUGUACCUACGUUUGGAGGUUUUACUUCUUCUUUUAUGCAAACGAGUACAACAGCCACAACUACUACAACCAAUCCAUUUAUUUCACAACAAACUAAUUCACCAUUUAAUGGCGCAGCUCACAAUCAAAUUGGAACAGUAAAUGAAUCGCUUGUUGCAAAUCAAUCUAAUGAAAAAUCACUGUUCUCAUUUGCACAAAAAACUACUCCUACUGAUGAUAUUACUUAUUCUGAAGAAUUACAGUUAACUGAUGAGGAAAAGAUUAUGUAUUUAGCAAACGAAUUUAUAGUUGGUAAAAUACCACUAAAACCUCCAAGUAAUAAUAUGAUAUAACGCUGUUGUAUCUAUAUAUAUUUAUAAAUAUGUAAACAUAUGUAUAUGAAAAGUUAAAUUCAUUACAUUUUUAUAAAAUAAUAUAAUUGUACUAAUACUUAAAGAUAUUAAUUAUACACAAUUCAUUUUCGUUAGAAUAAUAAUAGCCAAUUAUUGUAUAUAAAUCGUUGAAUAAGAUUUGUAAUAUGGUUACUUUUAGAAAAACUCAAAUAACAAAUGUUAUUUCAGCAAAUAUAUAAGCAGAGAGAAACAAAUAAAAAUUUCUUCUUCC